Messenger RNA from Owenia fusiformis, 455 nucleotides. Lineage: Eukaryota; Metazoa; Annelida; Polychaeta; Sabellida; Oweniidae. The record is from the annotation of a GenBank genome assembly.
CAUUUUUUGCAAAAAUAUCGGUUUCCGGCGGAAGUGGAAUCCCGCCCGAAUCUAGAAGUAGGUCGUUCUGUUGUAGUAGCAGACAAAUCCACAUUUUCCAAGAUUAAAUGCACGAUGGAGUCUAGUUGUACAUCAAAUCAUUCACCAUCAGUUCAGUCUCAAACAGAUACAAAAUGCAUUCAAUGUCAAAGUAUCUUUGAAAAAGCAAAGCGUGGAUAUAAGAGAUACUCGCUAAAAUAUUUGAGUGAGGGUUCGAAGUUCAAAGAUAUACCUGGAUUAACAGAGUAUUUAUUACAGAGAUGUGACAAUCCUGAAAGCUCAUUUGUCUGUGAGAAAUGUGUCAAGAAAUAUCGGGAGAGUCGCCAUCACCCAUCCACGAUGGAGUCUAGUUGUACAUCAAAUCAUUCACCAUCAGUUCAGUCUCAAACAGAUACAAAAUGCAUUCAAUGUCAAAG